Molecule: messenger RNA, 4684 nt
Organism: Zea mays
Lineage: Eukaryota; Viridiplantae; Streptophyta; Magnoliopsida; Poales; Poaceae
Exons: 9
Coding region: 887-4231 (1114 amino acids)
Biological process (GO): protein phosphorylation; signal transduction
Cellular component (GO): cytoplasm
Molecular function (GO): protein binding; ATP binding; protein kinase activity
Source: RefSeq, a predicted model, not a curated record
GAUGCUGACAAUGUAUCUUCACCGACCAAUAACUAGGAUGCCACACAUUUCACACUAAUAAAUUCAUUUGCGGCAGCAGCGAAAAGAGAGAAAAAAACAGAAAAAUAAGUGCAAAACGCGGCGGCAAGAAGCAAGCAAGCAAGAGGGGGGCGGCAGCAGCGACCUGGCACGCCGUUUGCCACCGCCCUUAAUUUGGCAAAUCAUCACGUAAAAUUUGUCAAAUGGAAUCCUGCCUUUUUUCUGUGGCUGCAAUCAAUUCGGAGGCAUGAGUGCCUUUUAGCCGAGGGAACCACCCGUCGCUGCGUUGUUUGGUGGCUUCGUUCACUGCACCGCCCACAGCUUCGCCCCGUCGUCGCCGUCCGCCUUCCCUCCCCGGCCACCGCCACCGCCACCACCACCCACCGAAGAAAAAAAGAGAUAAAUAGAACAAAGAAAGGGGAAAGAUUGACGAGGAGCGCGGCAUCGUCGCCAGCGCCUUCCGGCGUAGGACUCGCGCGUGCCCGUCCCUCGCGCGUAGCCGCCGGAGCUCGCGGGCGUUGGCGGCCGCCGCCGUGGGCGUAUCACUCCGGUGUGGCCGGCUCGGCAUCGAUUUCUUCCCGUUUCCCCUGGACCAGGGAAGGGUAUACAAUUACAAUGCAUGCUCUUGAUGAUUUGUCACAGCAAUCCCCUUCGCUCCGUUAUUAGCGAAGACAGACGUGGCAUCCUGGCAGGGGUUUCCUUCAGGAGACGAAUGGUCCAGCACUAGGACACAUUCACAAUUUGAUAAAAUUGGCAUUACAGAGCCAAGGUGAUGCACAAUGACCGUGUUUUGCCCCUUCAAGCCUUUGUGGCUGCUCAGGGAAGAGCUUCUAGCACAGCAAUCCUUCCUUUUUUUGUUCUGUAAUGAAUGAAUAACCAGAUUGUCUAUCAAGAUCUGACCAAAGUUCUAGGUCUGGAUAGAUUUGACUCUGAGAACCUUUUGGAUGUCUCAACUACAGUUUUGCCACUGAAAAGUGUUGCUAUGGAUCCUACAAAUUUGUUGCAUCUGAAGACUGUCCCAUCUGAGAAUGGACUCAAACUGGUUGAAAAUUCAAGCGACAAUCUACAGGAUUUGGCUUGUGAAAGCCCCCUUGCUGGAAAAGUCAAGUUCAUGUGCAGCUUUGGUGGGAAAAUCUUGCCUAGGCCAAGUGAUGGGAAGCUCAGGUAUGUCGGCGGGGAGACACGCCUCAUCUCGAUAACCAGGAACUUCUCGUGGAAUGAACUAGUGCAGAAAACUCUCACAAUCUACAGUCAGCCUCAUAUCAUCAAGUAUCAACUUCCUGACGAGGAUCUGGACGCCCUCAUUUCUCUUUCGUGUGAUGAGGAUUUCCAGAAUAUGAUGGAAGAAUACUGCAGUCUUGAAAAGGCCAAUGGCUCUGUUAGACUAAGGAUGUUUCUUGUCUCCCUCAAUGAAUGUGAAGAUUCGUCAUUGGACGCAAAGAGCUUGGAGAGUGAACCAGAGUAUCAUUUUGUUGUUGCUGUGAACAAUCUUGCACAUUUGGGCCGGAGCAUUAGUGGCAACAAUUUAAUGAGCCAGCCGAGCCAUCAAUUGGAUCCUUCUCCACACUCCUUUAGAGACUCACCUGUCUGUCAAGCCAAUACAGAAGUUAAAGCCAAAGAUUCUGUUGGAGCAACUCUCAAUGAAUCUUCCUCUCAGUUUUUCCUUGCUCCAUACACACAACAAUUGGUGGUCGAGCCAUCGACAACUCCGUCCCCAAGUUUAAGUCAGCAGAGGACCAUGAAACAAUCUAGGAAGCAACCCCCUGCAGAUGAAUUGACAACAAACCAAGAACAUGUGAGUAGAAGUGAAGUUUCCAGUAGCUCAAAUUUGAAAACCAUGCUUCCGAACCAUCUAGAUAAGAAGCACAAUGAUGCGGACAAGGGUAUUGGAACUGGAUCUCCCUUGAAACAUCUUCACAUUCGAAGGCAGGUAAAAGAUUGGGCUGGAAAUGGUAUUGACUUGAUUCCACAUACCAACUAUGAUGUUUCUACUCCAGUGGAAGCGUCCUUAUAUUCUGAAAAGGUUAUCAUGCAUCCAGAAAAUGCAGGAGGGACAUCUGGGCUGCAGGAACAUGCCGGUCAAAUUCUAGGCAUGCCCCAUGCCUUCUCAGAUCCUUUACUAAAGAAUCUUAAUGACUUGCCUGCAUCGAAUUUGUCAUUACCUGCUGGUUCUUACAUAACCCAAUCAUUUUCCCAGAAAAUAUGCCAUACUAAUGAGUUGGAGAGAACAAUAAGUAGGACUGGGCCAGCUUUUGAAUGUGUCAAACCCCCUGACAUUGCCCGUGCAGAUGAAUCAAAUUAUCUUGUUUCUAAUCAUAUUGACCAAAGGUACAAUCAAGGAAUUAUUGGCCCAGCCAGUUCACAGCCACCAGUAUAUUACCAAGAUGAAAGUUUGUCAAGUAAUGUGACACAAAAAUGCCAUGAUGGUUAUCAUGUAGUUCAACAGCAGGAUAAGUUUUUUCAUCAGGAUAAAAGCGCAGGUCCAAUUAUUGCUCCCUGGAACAAUUUUGUUCAAACAGGGUUAAUUUACAACGCACAUGGUGCAAAGUUGCCCUCAGAUAAUUUAGAUGCUCUAGAAAGUUCAGUUCCAAAGCCGAUGCAUGCUACUGAUCAUUCCCUUUCAUAUCUCCUUAAUGUAUCCCAAGGAGACAAUUCAGAAAGUGGAUCACAUGUAGAGAAACUGAAUUCAGGGCCUGUUACUAAAGAUUAUGGAACUACUGGCUAUGUGCAUGGAACUGAUAAGGUUGCUCCAAAUCCUCAGGAUCUGUUGCAUAUAAAGUCUUCUGAAGCUUUUAUCACGCAAAGAUCAAUGGGCAAUGGAGAAUCUGGUGUAUAUCAGAAUGAUAAUUUGCACAAGUCAUCAGUGCUACAUACUGGGCUGAUUGAUACUGAUCCAAGUGUGAACUUGCACGACAAUGGUGGCCUCUCUGUGUCUUCGUCUCAAAAUCCAGUUGUGGACUGUGUUUCUAGGAGAGAGGAUCCCCUUCGUGAUUGGGGCAAUAUCGCCUGCAGUGAAGGAAUAAUUGGAUGUGACCAUACCACCACCGAUAAUGAACACAUAAAGCUAGCACACAGGCUGCACGAUAAUGUUCAAAUGAAUGUACCUGUCAUAGUUGAGGACGUGACUGAUAAUGUGCCUUCAGGCAUUCCAUCAUCGAGACCAGUUGUUCCUCAGGUUGUAAUGGCAGCUGAAGAACACCAAGAGGUGAUUCUUUCAUCACAGAAGGAUGACGAUAGUAGGACCAACAGGCCAGAGUUAGCUAAUGAGGAUCAUGAUGGAGUUGCCGAUGGAUCCAUUAGCGAUGCUGUAGUUGCUGAACUUGAAGCCAGCAUGUAUGGAUUACAGAUCAUUAAAAAUGGUGACCUCGAGGAACUACGUGAACUGGGAUCCGGAACAUUUGGAACUGUAUACUAUGGAAAGUGGCGAGGAACUGAUGUUGCUAUCAAGCGCAUCAAGAAAAGCUGUUUUGCUGGAAGAUCAUCUGAACAAGAGAAACUUACCAAUGACUUUUGGAGGGAAGCAAAGAUUCUUUCGAAGUUACAUCAUCCAAAUGUUGUCGCUUUCUAUGGUGUGGUCCCUGAUGGAACUGGAGGAACACUAGCCACUGUGACUGAAUUCAUGGUGAAUGGCUCACUAAGGAAUGUUCUUUUAAGGAAAGACAGAAUGCUUGAUCGCCGGAGAAAACUUACAAUUGCUAUGGAAGCGGCGUUUGGGAUGGAAUACCUGCACUCCAAAAGCAUAGUGCAUUUUGAUCUGAAAUGCGACAACUUACUUGUUAACUUGAGAGAUCCUCAGAGGCCAAUUUGCAAGGUUGGAGACUUUGGGUUAUCAAGGAUCAAGCGCAACACUCUGGUUUCUGGGGGUGUCCGCGGCACUCUUCCAUGGAUGGCACCAGAGCUACUGAAUGGCAGCAGCAGCAAAGUCUCUGAGAAAGUGGAUGUGUUCUCUUUUGGGAUAGUUUUAUGGGAGAUCUUGACUGGUGAGGAACCGUAUGCAAAUAUGCAUUGUGGUGCUAUCAUAGGGGGUAUCGUCAAUAACACACUCCGGCCUCCAAUACCUGAGAAGUGUGACCCGGACUGGCAAAAGCUGAUGGAGCAAUGUUGGUCGGCGAACCCUGACGCCCGCCCCUCAUUCACCGAGGUCACCGACAGGCUCCGAGCCAUGCCGCCGGUGAUUCAGGCGAGAGGGGGACAGGCUCCGGCAACCAGAUGAUGAGGUGUUAUAAACAUCAGCCAGCAGAUUAUUUUUAGCUGCAAUCAGCUUCUGCACUGACCCCGCGAGUCUCCUAUGUGUGCAUAGAGUAUAUAUAUACAUGUACUGGUCACGGUGUGUAUUCUAUCCUGACGUAAAUAUGCUUCUUGUGUACAUCCUUUUUUGCACCCCAUGUUGAGGGCUUCUGGUGUAAUUACAUGUAUCUGAGUGAAAAAAAAAGAGUAGCACAGGCGGGUUGCUGUGGCCACACGUCAACAAUUUUUCUGUGUAGGUUGUGAGGGUCUGCCAGAUAGAUGUAUGGUAGACCACUCAAGCUUUUUGGUGGGCCGUGGGUUGUAAAAAUAUGAGCUUGGAACCUGUAAUUAUGUGCAACAGAUGCUGGAAUGCUGGCUAUGCUGAUAUAAACUUCGUUUGGUUUUUGUAUCAAAUGACAAGGCUAAACUUUUGGUUUGA